AUUUGAUUGGCCGCUCUUCAAUUUGUGAAAUUCGAUUCCUCUUGUGGCAAAAGAGAUGACUUCAGUAGUGAUCAAGUCACAACUUUGCUGAGUUUGGGAUGUAAAUUUAACGCCCAUGUUUGUGUGACUUUUUUGUAAGUGUGAUAUUUCUGAGGGGAUAACGAAAGGAUUUUCUACCACCAGGAGAAUGUAGACACGUAUAGCUCGUGUUGUGCCCGACGUACAGUUUACAAGUCGCUGACCCCGCCGGAUUAAAUAUGAUGUCUAACAGCAAUGUGGGGGAGCAGCUGUAUAUCGGGGACUAUAUCGCCCUGUACUCCAUGGAGACAGAGGGAUAUAUCUACAGUCUACAGUCCAGUUCCAGUCACAGCUCGAUCAACAUCUACAACAACCAAGACCGGGACAGACCAUCGAAAAUACCAAACCCAAACGCGGUGGUGUUCCAGAUCUGUAUACAGAACAGGUACAAGUUAAACAAGAAGCUCAGGAAAUGGCUCGCCCAGGCGUCAGCCAAUCCGGAGAGUACAGAGGAGAAGGGACUCCUGGCACAGGCCAAGCACGCCGCGGAGGCCGAGAAUGCAGACAAUGCCGCCGAGCAGAAGAGACAACUGGGCAAAAAAGUGCGAUACGGCGAAAUAGUCCAGCUGAAACACACGUUCACCAACAAGUACAUCCACAUGUGUACAUCACAGACCAGUCAGCGGGACAAAAACAACAUGAUGAUCAUGUUACAAGACUUCAACGCCAAAAAUGCCCAAUUCCGCAUCCUACCUCAAUACAAGGUCAAGUCAGAAGGGGAAGUGGUACAAAUCUACGACCAGAUAUGUUUCGAGAGUAUCAAGUCCCCCGGCCAUUACUUCCAUGCCAGCAUGCCCUUCCAGAUCGAUGUCGCCAGCUUCGGAUCGGAACUGAACCUUGGGGUCGAGCGAACCGGAUUUACCCUCGUCCGUUUCUGCAAAGAAAAUCCAGAACUCGACUUGUUUGUCAAACGAGGGAUUUGUACAAUUCCCAAAUACGUCAAGGGAGGAUGUGCCAUACGCCUGUUCCACAAAGAACUGGAGGCGUAUUUAGUCGCCGAGGGAUUAUUUGGCGAAGAGGUAACCGAGGAUGUCCAUUUCCGCAUCAGAGUGAUGGACCAGCAUAAGCCUCGGACACUCUCGCCUCCCUCCUCGGGCAAUACCUUCUGGCAGAUCGAGGCUGAAAACAGUUGUCUCAAUGGUGAAGUGAUACGGUGGGAACAGCAGAUACGACUGCGGCACAUGACGACACGACGCUACCUCUGCAUCGACGGCAACCGUGAGAUCUCCCUCAUAGAGGACAACGAAGAUCCUCGUACAGUGUUCAGGCUACACUCCGUCCUCAGUGAGAGGGAUGAGAUCCAUUUCGAGAGUUAUGCUCGUAUUGAGCACGUGCUCACGGGCUUCUGGCUGCACGCGCUCAAAGAUGAAGACUACAUCAGGAAGCAGUUCCGCCAGGUGGACGAAUCGCAGGAUCAGAGCAUGCGGGGGCUCCGCUGGGACACGGCUCAAGUCCGACAGGUUGCCGCCAGUGGGGAGAGCAUGUACGACGACGCCUUCACCAUACAGUGGGUGGAGCAACAGUACGUGGACGACUUCAACUACGUCGGCGGCAUGGUGCCGUUCCUCCACAGUCUCAUUAAAGACAGAGAAGAGGGUCACCUGUUGAACUCCAAGAAGACCCACACAGUCCUUACAGCCAUGGAGGAACUAAGGAAGUUCAUGUAUGUGAAAGGGGUGACGAGUAAAGGAAGACAGAAACUCAUGAGAAAUCUCAGAGUGAUCGACCUGCUGGUUCGAACCCUCCAGUGUCCGCUAGAUGGUGUGCAUGACGAGUCCAACCUCAUCCAGAUCUUCAAGGAGGCCUAUGAAAUACUGUACACCUACAUGAUAGGCAAGAGCAGGAAGAACGCCCUCUACUUCGCCAAAUACAUCGACUUCUUCCAGACACAGUUCACACAGAAGGGUGGGAUCGGCCUGAAUGUGGCUCAGAUGAUUGUGGAGCUGAUCAGAGACAAGAGGAAGAUCGUUGACAGGAUCACGCAUUCGCAGAUCGACGAGUUUGUUGGGUUACUUGAAAACACACAGAAUCACCGGUUCCUUGAUCUGCUGCACGUGCUGUGUGUGUGCGACUUCGUAGCCAUUCCCAACAACCAAUCAUACAUCGUGGAGAGAUGGCUGCAGAAGAAACAGCACGGAGCCUACCUGACCGCCAGGGGCCAGGACAUCAACCGUCAACCCAACAUCCUGUACAUUUCAACAACUGCCGGAAAGACGUGGGUGGCGCUUCAUGAGUUUGUUGAUGAAGAGUCUGCUGUGUAUGACAAGGACACUCACGACUUCCUCAUCCACCAGUUGGAUCUGUACAAGGCGCUCUGCUAUGGCAGGAACGACUUCGCCAUCAACAUCAUCACAAAGGAGCUACGCUAUCUCACCUGGGAGGAAACCUUCCUGUCCAUUGGCUCGGACAUCCUACCUGACGCCAUCAGAGCCAAAUACUGCGACCUCACCACCAGUUUGUUCGUGGACGUUGGUAACAACUACUCGGUGCUAGAUCAUCCAAACAUCUGCUUCGUCUACGACUACGUCGGUUCCAAGGACGAGGAAAAAAGCCAAGGCGACUUUGUUGUGAAGGAGCUGGUCGCUAUCUUCCCUGUGUUGAGAGACUGGAUCGCAGAGUUUCUGUCCCAAAAUACCUGUAUGAUCGCCUCGGACAUCGGACACAACAUGCUCGUCGAACAGGUGCUGAGAUUGCUGUACCAUCUUGUGAAGUUCGGCUACUACCUUGACCUUGAAGACGUUCUGCAACUCCUGCCUCCGCUCCUCAACCUCCUUGACGGCCGACACGACUUCCCCUUCCCCAAGGACAAGGAAAAGGGCUACUCCAAGGAGGCGAUGAAGCAGGUGACACAGUACCAGACGCUGGACAGAUACGACAAGAACACAGAGACGGAAGCCAUUGUGAACGCCAAGUUCCAAGUGUUGGAGGUGCUUGACCUUCUGCUUACGUACCAGAGGAACUCCCGUCUACAGAGUUUCAUGGGCAAGUUCAAGGUGGCAGAACAAGCAGCUGCAGCCAAAAGGAGUGGACAGACGUCGCUGAUCCCGCUGUUGUUCGACGUCUACAACCCACACGACAGCAACAAAAAGGGGCUGGCCCACCAGAAGAAGGUGACGAAGGAGCUGAGAGACAUGUUUAAUGUGUCAGCAAUAUUUGAUGUGGAUCUUCUCACCAAAGUCCUCAUGGACUUGUCGCAGUACAAAUACAACAAAAUCAUCACCAAGGCUCUGAAUAUCCUCAAUAAAGUGUACUCCUCCAAAACCAACAUGUUCAAACUCUCCAGUAAAGCUCAGGUACUUCUGACCCAGGACUCGGCACGUGUUCAUCGGGAGGUCCUAAAGAACAUGCCCAUCCUGCGGCGACUUGCACGUGCCAAACUGGACGACCAGCAGGUCAAACUCAUGAGCGACAUCUUGGACGAUCUAGCAGAGUUCUGCCAUCUGCCAAUGACGCCGGAUGAACCCCAUCCGAUGAACCAGAACAUCCUCAUCAGCAACGGAAUACUGAACAUUCUGUUUGACAUCUUGGUCCAGGAUAUCGACGUCAAGCUGUUGGAACAAUACAAGGGCAUGCGGGACAUCUUCAGGAAGACACUCUACCUCCUCAAGCUGCUGGCCAAGGAGAACGACAGAGUCCAGCAUCACAUCUUCGAGAGACUGGACGUUCUCCUCGAAGUACGAGUAGUGGAGUCCGAUCUGGCUGUAGCCCUUAGAGAGGUGUUUUAUGGCAACCAAAACACGUGUUUGAAGAUCAGCCCCCGCCAGAUCCAGAAGGUGGUCAACAGAGCCGCAGAGCUGACGGAGAAGGCUCCGGAGUUCCUGGACCUCCUACAGAUGAUUGUCAAGGUCGUGGGCACUGGCCUGACUCUGAAGCGGAACCAGGCUUACGUCAUGAAAUACAUCAUGCAGAACUACAAGAAGCUUGCCUACGUCCUCGACCAGACUCGUGAUGAAAGGGAGAAGAUCCUGACAGAUCAGGACCGGAUGUCCACCCUGAGGUACUACCUGAGUCUGUUGGAUCUGCUUGCAGCAUGUGCUGAGGGGGAGAACAUGUUCAUCGAGUCCCUGUGCCAGACCAUCCUCCCCAUGGAAGACAUCCUGUGGGUGCUGAACAACCCAAACGUGGACAACGUCCAGAAGAAACCAUUCCUGCGUUGCCUCCACCACGUCUACAUGAAGAGCAACGGCUCCUCGGUGGACAUGGCCAACAGCGAGAUCCCGCACGAUAGUUUACAGAAAGCACGACCUGCACACGACUUUUUCCGAUGUGAGCUGUGGGACUACUUGUCUUCGUUGUCCAUCGAGAUUAACAGACUGACCGACAGCAUCAAGGAAGAUCCUGACAAGAUAGCCAUCUAUCUCAAGACUGCUCCAGAGAAAAGUGGCACGGCUCAGACGCAGUUCUUCGAGUCCUCGGCGUACGGCACGGUGCUGUAUAUACUUGAGGGAGUGUGUCCGUUCCUGGAGACGUUCUACCGCGACUUCUACUUCCCUGACCAGAUCAACCCCGCCGGCAAUGAAAUAGACGAAACUGACCAUCUCGCCAAGGCCGGAGUGAUGUUCAGCGAGAUCGUCGGCCCUCUCCUGUACAAGCCUGGCCAUAUGAAGAACAUGGUCAACUGUUUGACCGUCCUCGUCCCUGUGUCCAACAUGCCCAACUCGAACCUGGAGGUGAUCCUGGAGAGGUUCGCGUCUGGUAUCACGGUAGAGGACACGUCCAGCGCUAUCCGCAGGGGUAAUAUCGAGUACUAUUCGUCCGAAGUGGAAUUGAACGCAAAAUUCCGGACAUUCGCCAGAGGCUGUGCUGUUGUGUUUGCCGGACACAACACUGUCCAGGCACAACUCAAGUUCAAGUCAAAGAGAGAAUACACGAUCCUUGGAGGAGAUGAGGAACUGCUCGGAGAGGAGUUCCAGAGCCUGGUCCGCUGUUUUAUUGCGUCUCAUGAGAAGAAACCGGAAAAGAAGUUCUUUCCGUCAGGGAAACUCAUAGAGCAACUGGCAAUAUCCCUGGAGUACAAGCGACUGACGGAGGCUGCCAGACAGGAGAUGGACGACCUCAACAUCAAGUGUCUGCAGGUGUUGAGGGCUCUGGUACACAACGAGGAGAGGAAGCUGCCGGACGACUGGGAGACACGGACAACGGAGACCAAGAUACUCAGAGCCCUGAAGCUGAUAGCAUGCAUACAGAACUUCUACGAGUGUAAUGGCGCCAUGAAGAAGUCACUGCCCCACCUGGCCUCCCGUAAUGACGAGAUCGCCAAGGAGGUGCUGGGCUUCCUGUGCAUCAUGCUGUUUAACGCUAACCAACAGGUUCAGGAAUCAAUGUUGAAGUACUUCCUGUCAACGAGGGAGGAGGUGUUCUUCAUGGCGGUCAGAGACAGAAUGGCGUUGUCCACCAACUCCAUCAAGGAGAAGCGGUCACUGGAGGCGCAGCAGGAGGCCAAGUUGAAGGACACACCAGAGGCAGUUGCCAAGAAGUCCACUCACACAUUCGUCAUCAGCCUCAUGGCUCUCAAGCAAAUACAAAGUUAUGAGGACGCCCUACGACAGCAGAGGCUCAGUGGAUGGACGAAAAAGAAGGCAACAGCCUCAACGAAGAAACAAAAAAAGAAGAAGCCUAAAAAACCGAAGGAAGAGAAAAAGAAGGAGCCGAAGAAGUCGAAGAAGGAUGCGGCGCAGGCCAACGGCAUCAAGAAGGAAGUGAACUUCGCCAACCCGCUUGUGAAGGAAAACGAAGCUCUCAUCGACACGGUGCAGGAACCCGACAUGGAACUUACUGUUAAGGUAGAGGAACCGGAACCGGAAGCGAAGGAAGAGGAAGCGCCGGAGACCAACGCAUCCGCCGAGUACCGGAACGACGGCUACAUCGAGCUGGUUCUGAAGGUGAUGGCCCGGAUGUGUGACGGACAGAACAAGCUCUUGCAGGACUAUCUCCGUGAACAACCAGACAACGUUAAAUCGUUUGACAUCAUCGCAGAGGUGACCCGCUUCCUCAAUGUCGUGUACUCCAACAUCAACGGCAAGAGCAUUGACCUCGUUAUUCAGCUGUUUGAGUCGAUGAACGAGUUCACAGCCGGUAACCAAGACAACCGCAUCGUCAUCUAUGACAACAAGAUCAUCGACUACAUCAACUUCAUCUUGAGAGCCGCCGACUUUGAGAACUGCUCCAUUGAGAAGAUCCUGGAACUUCGGAGUAGUAUAGCUAACCUGGUCAUGUCCCUGGUGGAGGAAAAUGGUCCCGGCGCAUCACAAGUCGCGAAGGAAGUAAAAGAUACUUUGGACAAGAAAGCAGUUUUGGCCUUAAUGACAGAAUGCUACGAGAAUCACGUGACAGACAAGAAAGCCAUUGAGGAACUGAAAAAUAUGCCGAUAAUGGGCGCACCGCAGACUGGGUCUCAGAGUUACCUAGCAACAGCAAAAUCAUUUGCCAUUGCUGGGAGCAGCUUCCUGUCAGGUGUCAUGGACAAAGAUGCAGCAAACAAGAAGAAGAUGGAGUACGCAGAUGACUACAUGGACGUCGGAUUCAGCCUUUAUCUCAUCCUGGCCCGUAUGGUCGACCUUGAUCCCAAGAUCCUUGACAUGCUGCGAAUGACACCCCUCCAGCAAAAGGCCUUCACCUUCUACAAGAAGAACUGCAUGUCAAUAGAGGUCGUGAAGGACGAUGAGCUGCAGAAGGUUAACUUCCGGGUCAAGAACAAGAGGGUACUAAGGGAAGAAAUCAAGGAGAAGCUCAAAUGGAGUGUGGACAGAUCGUCGCCUAGCAACAAAAUUAGGGACCUGAUGGCGUGGAGCAAGGACAUUAUGAAGGACAUUGCCUACCAGCAGCGGAUCCUGAGCAACUUCCUGGCGCUCUGCAUCACCAAGGGAUGGCUCAUCUGGAAUCAUGCUGUGACGCUGCUGAGUUUUGGCAUCAACAUGUUGAUGCUGGCGACAUGGAAAGCCAAGGGGUCGAUGGAGACACCCAACAUCUUCUCGGGCAACACCACGGGGAUGCCACCGCUACUUGUCGACCCAGUCCCCGCCAUCAUAAAUCUAGGGGCAGAUACCUACGACGUGGUUCUAAAGAGUAUGGGCUUCACCCACAACGUCCUCUGCCUCCUCGUGCUCAUCAGCUACUUCGUGUGCAACCAUCCGCGACUGCCAAACCCUAAGACCAUGUUCAUCAAUCUCAAGAGCGCGUUGAGGAAGAAGAGGGACGACGAAGAGGAGGAUGGGAAGAAGAAGCAGCACGAGUCCAAGUUGGACGCCCGAUUCUUCAGUUUCACCACGUUCUACUACCUGGCAUUCUUGGCGUUGUCGAUAGGAGGAACGUUCUCAAACGGCUACUGCUUCGCCUUCCAUCUCCUGAACAUCGUCAACAACAACCAGCUGCUGAGCGGAGUCAUCAAGGCCGUUACUCAUCCAGCCAAGUCCCUGGUGUGGGUGGCCAUUCUGGGUCUGGUAGUGUUUUACCUCUAUGCUAUCAUUGGUUUCGCGCUGAUGAGGAGUAUGUUCAACCCGGAAAGUAACCUGUACUGUGACACCUUGUGGCAGUGUACCAUCACCGUCAUCCGGUACGGCUUGAUAGGAGAUCUCUUCGAGGUGCUCGUACCACAUGAUAACGAGCAGACAUUCCAGAAGUUCGGCUUGGUGGUCGUCUACCAUGUCUCCUUCUUCAUCUUCAUCACUACCAUCGGUCUCAACAUCAUCUUCGGUAUCAUCGUCGACACCUUCUCAGAGCUCAGAGAUCUCAAGUGGACUGCCGAGUCUGACAUGCGCGAUACCUGCUUCAUCUGCAGCCGGAACAGCUACGACUUCGAGCAUCACGGGAAGGGAUUUGAGCACCAUGUUCGUGCUGAACACAACAUGUGGGCCUACAUCUUCUUCUUCAUCCACCUGAACGGCACCAAGGUGAACGACUACACCGCCAUGGAGAUGUACGUCUAUAAGCUGCUGGGGAAGGAGAACUUCGACUUUUUUCCGCUGGACCGCGCCCUGUCGCUGGCCUCCAUGGGUAAAGACUCCACGGAGACCAAGCUGGAUGACCUCCUCUACCAGGUCACAUCCAUAGUGGAGAAACAGAGGACGGAGGAACUGGAAAAGAAGAGACGUGAAGAAAAAAUGCGUCAAAAGAUUUGGGAGCAGAAACACCGUCUGGGAUCAUUCCGCCGUCGAGCCCGUCUCCCUGGCCCAACGGAACCAGAUCCAUUGAUGCAGAUCUCGCCCGCCGCCGCAACCGCACAGCUCGGGGAUGACAGUCGCAUGAUGCAGCUGAGCCCACUUCCUGGACUUGGACCCCUUCACCGCAGACCCAGCAUCUCCGAACACGGCCAUGGGUCAGAACUCCAGCUAAGAAGAGCUAGCAUAACUGACCAUUCAGAUCUUCUGAGGAGGCCAAGUAUCUCCGAUCACUCAGAUUUCCCAAUUCGCAGACCCAGUAUCUCAGAUCACUCGGAUAUGUACCGGAGGCCAAGCAUCUCUGACCAUGCAGCAUUUAUCAGUGGUCAUCGCCACCGCCACCAUGACCGCCACAGAGCGAUGAGAAGUGUUAGCCCCCUCCGACAUGAGGCAGACCCGAGGUUCUUCCGAGGUCCCAGCCCAUCUCGGUUUGACUCAGAGGAGCCGUAUGUCAGAAAUUUGAGUCCAGUUCGAUAUGACGCAGGAACAAGAAGCCCUUCUCGGUCCAGGCAGGGGAGCGAAACCGAUCUGAUGGGCCUGAGCCCUGUACAUACACGUCGAGAAGCUCCAUCUCGGGAUCUGGGGAUGCAGGCCAUGAGCAUGCUCAGUCCUAAAUGGAUAGACAGCAGGUCUACAAGUCCACGUGGGGCUACUGUUUUCUUCCCAGAAACUGAGUCGCUGCACAGUUUGAGAGAGGGAGCUGAACGCGCCAUGCCAGAGCAGUAUCCGGACCCUCUCGAAGGUCCAGUGUACGGCCUUGACCAGGAAGCGCCCACGAGGGAGCGAGAAGGAGACGCCGACAGCACCGCCAGUGGCGACUACGGCAGAUAUGAGACAAGAAUAUAAACAUUAACGCAAGCGUUUCUCAGGGGUCAAUGCCAGCUAGUGAUUGCUUACCAAACUGUUAUUCAUGUAUGUAAAUGCCAAUGUCACGUCGUAGUGUAAGAUGUAGUUCCAGUAUGACCUGUCUGUGUUCAAGCCUCGGUAGGACUGACACAAGCCGUUGGUCGUUUAUCAGAAAAGGGAGACAACCGCUGCUGAAACCAGGUGCACUGUAAACGAUGUAAUGAUACUAGAGUGUGGUGUUUGAUGUUUCAACAGUAUCAAGCAGUACCUUUCUUUUAUGACCAAGCAUCACUGUGUACAUCAUGGUUAAAGGACAAGCCUUCAAGGACGGUAUCGAUGUCCACAGUCGGUGGCUACUUGACGAAAAAUACGUUCACACCACCACCAACAAGAAUACUGACAGGAAAACAAUUCAUUUAAGGGAGGAUAACACAGGCGUCCUUAAAGCACAUAUUAUAACCAGAUUAAUGUGCUUCAAAAUUCCAUUUCAGCUCCAUGGGGAGUAUCCUGAACAAAGUAGCCUACCUGCUUGAGAAUAAUUCGUAGUUAUUAGAAAUGUAGUGUUUUAUUCCCCGUUUGACCUUAGACUUAUGUAUUUCUGUGAACUAACAAUAACCCCCGUGUCACUGGUAGUAUAAUCAACUACCGUUCCUUACCCGUUAAUGAAGGUACACACUCACACUGUGUUAGGAUGAGUAUAGAGCUUCCAUUUUGUCCCUACCCGGUAUUUCCUGUCCGAACUAGACUUUUCCCGACAUGAAGCAAUUCAUACUACUCAAUCUGACCCUUGUAUAUCACAUACCUUGAUCAUUCCACGAUGCUUGACUUGCGCAUUAUGCUGUAUCUGCUGGAACCUCCUGCGUGACGUCAUUUCCUGUUGCUUGAAUGCCCACGGAAUACCAUCACUCAUUUUGUGCUCCCUGUUAAUGAUCUCAUUCUAUUAAGUUCUUCAUUUUAACAGUCAUUCAUUCUUUCCCAUGAUUUGUGUAAAUAGUACUGGUGUAAAUAAUCCUGCACGUAAUUCAUGCAUUCAUCGCAGCCAAACAAAUGCCAACAUUUCUAACACAUGAGGUGAUAACAAUGCAGUUCUUGUUCGUCAGAAUUGGAAGUGUUUGUUUUUUUCUAUGGCAAAAUGAUGGUUCGUCCAGCCCCAAAAUCGGGUCCUGUUCUCUGUACACAAAUACUUGCAAUGGACCCG
Haliotis rubra (blacklip abalone) is the source of this 10278-nucleotide messenger RNA. Its product is annotated as inositol 1,4,5-trisphosphate receptor type 3-like. Gene Ontology annotation, cellular component: membrane; endoplasmic reticulum. Lineage: Eukaryota; Metazoa; Mollusca; Gastropoda; Lepetellida; Haliotidae. The record is from RefSeq and is a predicted model, not a curated record. Gene Ontology annotation, molecular function: inositol 1,4,5-trisphosphate-gated calcium channel activity; inositol 1,4,5 trisphosphate binding. Gene Ontology annotation, biological process: calcium ion transmembrane transport.